UUGACAAAGUGAGGACGACGAUGGAGAAAAAUACAAAGAGUGAGGUCCAGUCACGGCUGUCAAAGGAAGGCCGUGCUUCCAGAAAUCGCUACCCUAUGAAGUUUGGCUUCAUCUUCCUCUUGGCAGUGUGUGUGUUGUGCUUCAUGCUGUUCAACAAGGACGUCAGCGAUCAGAAUAGCUGCAUGUCAACCCGGAAAGCCUGCAUUUUGAAGGAGUUAAAGAUUACAAACAGGUCUGUGACUCCGAUAGCGACCAUAACACCUAUCAACACCAUCACUCCGUUACGUCCCACUGAGCCGGCCAGCACCUGCUCCUUCCACUCUGCGUCACCUGAAAACGCCACAGAGGUCAACUUGUUGAAGGAGUCCAUCGCCUGGCCUGAAACACCGUCUGUACCGCCUGGCUUUUCCCUGAAUGACACCAGUGAUCCCACUCACAGCACCUUCACCAUUCUCCCACGGAGAGGAGGGGGAAGUUGGCACGUUGGGGAUCAGCUGGAGGUUCUGAUAAAAGUCUCUGACUUCGGCGGUCGCCCCAGGAAGUCUGGGGGAGACUUGCUGUAUGCUCGGCUGCAGAACCGUGCUGUGUUUGCAGGCGUGGCGGGGAAAGUGUUUGAUCAUCGCAAUGGUUCCUACACCGCUGUGUUCUCUUUACUCUGGGAAGGAGACGCACAAGUUGAGGUGACCCUGGUUCACCCGGGUGAGGCGGUCACCGUUUUGGAAAGACUGACCCAAGAGCAGCCUGACAGAAUUUAUUUCCGAAGCAUCUUUCGCUCAGGCUCCAUCAAGGAAAGUACUACAUGCAACGUGUGCCUCAAGGCUCCCAAGCAGAAGCUGUGCAACUACACUGACCUCCACACGGGGGAGCCCUGGUUCUGCUACAAGCCAGAGAAGCUGAACUGUGACACCAGGAUCACCCACUCCAAAGGAGGAUUCAGACAAAGAGUAAAGCCCAUGGAACAGCAGCUCUUUAAAAGCGGUGUCAAUAUGAAAGUCUCCAUUCCGGCAUCAGGACCUUCCAGCAUCAACAUUCUACCAGAACUAAAAGGUGGAAAGAAUGAAAACAUGAAGACCGGUCCUGCUGGUUAUUACUACCACGGUGUGUGGCGAACACUAGAUGGCACCACAGUCCGUCAGUUUAACAACGCCACAGCAAUCAGCCAGUGCCUGAAAGGGAAGGUGCUCCACCUGUACGGAGACUCCACCAUCAGGCAGUGGUUUGAGUAUUUGACCUCAACAACACCAGAUCUCAAGAUGUUUGACUUGAAAAGUCCAAAGCAAACUGGACCUUUCAUGGCCUUGGAUUAUAAAAACAACAUCUUAGUGACGUUCCGGUGCCACGGGCCUCCCAUCCGUUUCAGUAACCUGUUAGUCAGUCAGAUGCGUUACAUUGCCAGUGAACUGAAAGGUUUGGUUGGCGGCACGAACACUGUGGUAGUAAUCGGCAUCUGGUCGCACUUCAGCACUUUCCCCGUUGAGGUUUACAUCCGGCGCCUGCUGAGCAUACGGAGGGCAGUAAGGCAACUGCUGACCAGAGCUCCAGGUACGCUGGUCAUCAUCAGGACCGCGAAUCCCAAAAUGCUAACACUCUCCGAGACUCUGACCAACAGUGACUGGUUUUCAAUUCAGCGUGACAAGAUACUCAGAGCCAUAUUCAAAGGGGUGAAUGUGAAACUGCUGGACGCCUGGGAGAUGUGCUUGGCCCACCACCUGCCACACAGCCUCCACCCACAGCCUCCCAUCAUAAAGAACAUGAUUGAUGUCGUUUUGUCCCACACCUGUCCCCCUGGUGAGAGUUUUAAAGGGGCAAUCAAACAGUCGAAAAAGAAAUUGAAAAGCAGGUUAGGACCUCAUAAAAAAGCAACUAUGCAGUCAAAGUCUAUUUCCAGUGCGAUGUCUACCACAACAGAAAUGCCAACCAACAGUUCAGAUGAUGGAGUUAUUCAUUAAAUAAACAGAAGUAAAUUAAGUACAUUUAACACUGGCAUGUUUGAAUUAAAAAGAUUUUCUUAUACUAAGAUCU
This is a messenger RNA of Poecilia reticulata (guppy), 2022 nucleotides long. The record is from RefSeq and is a predicted model, not a curated record. Lineage: Eukaryota; Metazoa; Chordata; Actinopteri; Cyprinodontiformes; Poeciliidae.